Molecule: messenger RNA, 1734 nt
Organism: Hevea brasiliensis (rubber tree)
Lineage: Eukaryota; Viridiplantae; Streptophyta; Magnoliopsida; Malpighiales; Euphorbiaceae
Exons: 1
Coding region: 449-1489 (346 amino acids)
Source: RefSeq, a predicted model, not a curated record
CUAUCAUUUACCUAAAAACAACUUCUCUAUUCUCCGGUUGCCCACAACUCUCGCCUCCUCUCUCUUUUAGCUCUUUCAUUUCAUGUAAAUAUGUGUUCUACACUCCCUUUGUAGAACCUGCAGAGAUCCGAACUUCCGGCUGAGGGUUUCCAAUCGCCGACGGCGGCGAUGAUUCAAUCUCCGGUAAGGCCAAUCGAGAAUCAUCAUCAAUGUUAGAUCCAUUUGUUUUAUUUCGCCUUCGAUCCAAACUUUGGUUCCACAGGAGGAAAAAAGAAAGCACUUUUACCUAAUCAAUUUGAUACAUUUUGUUUUGUAUGUUAGAAAUCUUUGUAGUUUGUAUCAUAUAGCGGAAACCUUUUGUUUUUGCAUAGUUUGUUUUCCGAAUUUUGUACAGUUUGGGACGAGGGAUUUUCUUUUUGUUUUUGUGAAUAUUGGGAAAGUGGCAAAGAUGAAUUUGAGCGCGGCUGAGGAUGAAUCGGAGCAAGAAAUUCAUAUUCCUGCCGAUAUUGAUUGGGAAAUGCUUGAUAAAUCGAAAUUCUUCUUCCUUGGUGCUGCGCUCUUUUCAGGUGUAUCGGCUACUCUUUAUCCUGUGGUUGUUUUAAAAACCAGGCAACAGGUUGCCCAAUCUCAGGUUUCGUGCAUGAAGACAGCUUUUGGGAUUGUCAGGCAUGAGGGUUUUAGGGCUUUGUAUCGAGGAUUUGGGACCUCCUUGACGGGUACAAUCCCUGCUAGAGCACUGUACAUGGCAGCGCUUGAGGUUACCAAGAGUAACGUGGGGACUGCCACUAUCCAAUUAGGGUUUCCAGAGGCGGCGGCAGGAGCGAUUGCCAAUGCUGCUGCUGGGCUGAGUGCAGCCAUGGCAGCUCAACUUGUUUGGACCCCAAUUGAUGUUGUGAGCCAAAGGCUUAUGGUUCAGGGAGGUGGUUUAAAUUCCGUUCCUAAUGCGUCAACUUGUAAAUAUGCUAAUGGGAUUGAUGCGUUUAGGAAAAUUGUCCGCACGGAUGGACCGAGGGGAUUGUAUAGAGGGUUUGGGAUAUCCAUUUUGACAUAUGCCCCAUCAAAUGCGGUUUGGUGGGCUUCAUACUCUGUUGCUCAGAGGAUGGUUUGGGGUGGUGUGGGUUGUUACAUUUACAAGAAAGAUGAAGAUGGGAAUGAGAAUGGGUUCAAUGCAUUGAGACCAGAUUCAAAAACUGUAAUGGCAGUUCAGGGAGUCAGUGCAGCGAUGGCAGGUGGUUUUUCAGCUUUAAUUACAAUGCCACUUGAUACAAUUAAGACCAGAUUGCAAGUUUUGGAUGGGGAGGAGAAUGGGAGGCGUGGACCAACUAUUGGGCAGACUAUUAGAAAUCUGGUUAGGGAAGGUGGUUGGACGGCUUGUUACAGGGGAUUGGGGCCUCGCUGGGCUUCAAUGUCUAUGUCUGCAACAACAAUGAUCACUACCUACGAGUUUCUGAAACGGCUCUCAGCGAAGAACCAAGAGGUUUUGCAAUGACAAAAAAAAAUCUGAAAAAAAAUAAUGAGAAAAAAAAACGGAGGUUUUUUUUUUCUUGUAUCUGAUCUCUGUCUAAAUGCUGUCCCUUGCUCUCAACUUGCCAUGUUUUCUCUUUUUUUGCUUUCUUUGUGUUACCCUGCCUGCCUGAGAUGACCAAUGUAUGAGUAUGCAGGUUUUCACUAUACAUAAAUUUUUUUUUCUUUCUUUGCUUAUCAGUAAUGUUAAAAUAUCUAAUUCUCUGGAAA